Tarenaya hassleriana is the source of this 1335-nucleotide messenger RNA. RefSeq names its product probable prolyl 4-hydroxylase 6. The record is from RefSeq and is a predicted model, not a curated record. Bases 144 to 1091 code for a protein of 315 amino acids. Lineage: Eukaryota; Viridiplantae; Streptophyta; Magnoliopsida; Brassicales; Cleomaceae. Gene Ontology annotation, biological process: peptidyl-proline hydroxylation to 4-hydroxy-L-proline. Gene Ontology annotation, molecular function: procollagen-proline 4-dioxygenase activity; L-ascorbic acid binding; iron ion binding. The transcript is spliced from 8 exons. Gene Ontology annotation, cellular component: endoplasmic reticulum.
UGCUGAAUUGGAAAGAAAAAGAUGCGAGAGAAAAAAGCCAAAGAGAAGAAGAAGAAGAAGAAGAAGAUUCUGGGAAGAGAUAAGUGGAACACUUCACGUCGUCUGCAAGUCUUCUCCUUUCACGAGACUGAGAAGCUUUUCUGAUGGAUUCUCGGCAUUUUCUUGCAUUUUCCGUCUGUUCUCUCCUUCUUUUCCCGCAUCUUUCCUCCGCUUCCUUCCAAACCACUCGCUUGCUCUCUGAGAAGAAUCAAGGUGUGUCGGCGAUUAAGCAGCAAACCAUUGUUGGUUCUUCCCUUGUUUUUGAUCCAACUCAUGUCACUCAGCUCUCUUGGAGGCCUAGAGCCUUUUUAUACAAGGGGUUUCUGUCUGAUGAGGAAUGUGAUCAUCUCAUUACCUUGGCCAAAGAUAAGCUUGAGAAGUCAAUGGUGGUGGAUGAUUCAGGUGAGGACAUGGAAAGUGAAAUACGCACAAGUUCUGGAAUGUUUCUAAGCAGAAGACAGGAUGAAGUAGUAGCUAACAUCGAAGGUAGACUUUCGGCUUGGACCUUUCUUCCUGAAGAGAACGGGGAAUCCAUUCAAGUUCUGCGUUAUGAGUAUGGUCAGAAGUAUGAAACGCAUCAUGAUUUCUUUAUUGACAAAGCCAAUCUAAAGUUUGGUCAUAGGGUUGCCACGGUUUUGAUGUACUUGUCCAAUGUCGAGAUGGGUGGGGAAACGGUCUUUCCUUUGUCAGAGGCCAAAACUUCCCAGCCGAAGGAUGAUAGCUGGUCAGAAUGUGCUAAAAAAGGUUAUGCAGUGAAACCCUGGAAAGGCGAUGCCUUGCUGUUCUUCAAUCUUCACCCUAAUGGAACUUCGGAUGCCAGCAGUUUGCAUGGAAGCUGCCCAGUAAUUGAGGGUGAGAAAUGGUCUGCGACCAAGUGGAUCCACGUCCAGCCAUUCGGCCGGCUGAAGCAAAUAUCCGAGUGCGCUGAUGAGGAUGAAAACUGUUCAAGUUGGGCGAAAUCCGGGGAAUGUGAUAAGAACCCUGAUUUCAUGGUGGGAACGGACGGGGACCCUGGAUUUUGCAGAAAGAGCUGCAAUGUUUGUUCAUCUUAGGAAAAACAAAAGAAGAAACAGCUUGAGUAAGUAAAGGACUGAAAUUUUAUUAGUAUAGUGAAGAAGAGAUCUUGACUAAUAGAUCAAAAUCUUGAACCCCAUUCUCUCAAACAGUUUACAGACAGUAUACUGGUCUUUGUUAUCAGAAGAACUUCCCAUGCUAUGAUUCUCAUGUACUGUUAGUUUUGGUGUUCUUUUUCUCGAGUUCGGUUUUGCUCCAAUCCAAAUGCUUGGUUAUACAGGA